AUGGUUGUUGGUGGUACUCUCCAAGCAUCCGCGUUCCAUGCUGCACAAUUGGGAGUUGGACGUGUCCUAUCAGGCAUCGGUCUUGGGCUCCAAGUCGCCACAGUUCCAACAUGGCAAUCCGAGUGUGCCAAACCGAAGACGCAAGGCCGCUGGGUUAUGAUUGAAGGCGGUCUUCAGACAACAGGUGUGGCCUGCGGACAAUGGAUUGGAUAUGGAUUCUUCUUCACUCACGGCCAAAUUCAAUGGAGGAUGCCAGUUGCAAUCCAACUGAUCCCAGCAAUCAUCGUCAAGAUUAACCAAGGUGUGCACAAUCUCUGCAAGCUUCGCGGCCUCUCAGAAGAAGAUUCAACUCUCAAGGCCGAACUCGAGUCCAUCAUGGCCACUUUCGAGUCCCAGAAAUCCGAAGCUCCCUUCCAGUACAAAGAGCUCUUCCAGAAUGGGAGAUCACAAACAUUCCGACGAAUGUGUCUUGGCUUCUUCAUCCAAGCCGCUCAACAACUUUCCGGCAUCAACCUGGUCUCCACAUAUGCCAACCAAAUCCUCACAGACUCAUUCAAUCUCAGUCCAUCCAUGGCACACCUGAUCGCCGCUUGCGGAGGAGCUGAAUAUGCCAUCUGCUCCGUCCUCUCGGUCUUCUUAAUUGAAGGACUCGGUCGUCGGAAAGCCUUCCUCCUAACCUCCACCGGCAUGACCAUCUCGUUCAUUCUCAUUCCCAUCUUACUCUCACAAAUUGAGCGCAAUCUGCAACUCGCGGCCGCCGGCCUGCUGUUCCUCUUCAACACGUUCUUCGGUCUCGCUUGGGUUGGAGGCCCCUUCCUCUACAGUGCUGAAAUCGCACCUCUCCGGUCCCGAGCACAGAUCAAUGGUGUCUCCGCUGCUGCUAAUUGGAUCUUCUGCUUCAUGGUUGUUAUGACCAUUCCCCCGUCAUUCGCCAAUAUCGGUUGGAAAACAUACAUCAUCUACGCUGUGUUGAACGCCUCAUUCAUUCCCAUCAUCUACUUCUUCUUGGUGGAGACGAAGGGGCGCAGUUUAGAGGAGUUGGAUGUUAUCUUCGCUGCGCCAGGUGAUCCAGUUAAGCAUGAAAAGAGGAUGCCCCGGAAUAUCUCAAUUGCAGAGGGAAGGAGAAUUUUGGGGUUGGAUGAUGAGAGGACGGAGGAGAAGUCUGAUGGUUCGGUGGAAGGGAUCAAGAUUGAGGGCAGUAAAGAAGUUGAUUAUGCAUGA
This is a messenger RNA of Mollisia scopiformis, 1221 nucleotides long. Its product is annotated as MFS general substrate transporter. The coding region runs from base 1 to 1221 and encodes 406 amino acids. Gene Ontology annotation, molecular function: carbohydrate:proton symporter activity. Gene Ontology annotation, cellular component: membrane. Gene Ontology annotation, biological process: transmembrane transport; carbohydrate transport. The transcript has 2 exons. NCBI's taxonomy places the organism in Eukaryota, Fungi, Ascomycota, Leotiomycetes, Helotiales, Mollisiaceae. The record is from RefSeq and is a predicted model, not a curated record.